AUGUCUUCUCCCAUCAACUCCACCAUAAUCCAGAAGCUCGAUUCGCUCGACAGUGAGUACGCAGCCAUUCGCCGUCAGCAGGAGAUCGAGACCCGUGCUCUGGAGAAGACUUACGAGGCCAAAUACCAGCCUCUCUUCUCGGAAAGGUCUAAGGUCAUCGCCGAGGGUGGCGUUCCCGAGUUCUGGCUCACUGUGUUGAAGAACACUGCCAAUUUUGGGCCUGAGAUUGACGAUCAUGAUAAGGAGGCUUUACAGUAUUUGGUUGACAUACAGGCUGAGGAGAUCCCUGGUGAGAAGGAAGAGGAUUUGAUCGCCGGAUUGAAGAUUACUUUCGUGUUCAACGAGAACCCUUUUUUCGAGAACAAGUCCUUGUCGAAGACCUACCACUUCAGCGAGGUUAAUGAUAUGCUCCGUCAUGAGAUCAAGUGCAUUGAUAGCGACACU
Messenger RNA from Perkinsus marinus ATCC 50983, 444 nucleotides. RefSeq names its product NAP, nucleosome assembly protein, putative. The annotation marks the transcript as partial. Gene Ontology annotation, cellular component: chromatin; nucleus. The transcript has a single exon. The record is from RefSeq and is a predicted model, not a curated record. Gene Ontology annotation, biological process: nucleosome assembly. Gene Ontology annotation, molecular function: chromatin binding; histone binding. NCBI's taxonomy places the organism in Eukaryota, Perkinsozoa, Perkinsida, Perkinsidae.